AUGGGAAAGUCACAGAAUCAUCCUGUGUAUAUUCCAGAUUUUGUGCGCAGAAAUACAGGCGAUCCAGCUACCAAGGAUUUUGUUGCGAAGCUGAAGAAACAUUUACUCCCACGCAUCAAGGCAAUGAUAGGCAGAGAGGCAACAUUUUCUGGUCAAGAACAAUCGCCCUUGGUACCUGUGAUCGAGAACAAUUCCGCACGCCGCGACCAUGAUUCUGUGUUCUUCAAAGGCGACCACAUGUACGAGCACCAUAUCCUAAAGGUCAAUUAUACAACAUAUAAUGUUCGGCGAUCACACGAUAUCAUCAACCCUUCUACGGACAAUCAGGACAUCUUAUUGCUAGCCAGGUUUGAUGAUCCCGAAGAUGCCACUUCUAUGCACCCAUUCUUGUAUGCGCGCGUUCUUGGUAUCUACCAUGUCAACGUUGUGUAUACAGGGACUGGCAUGGCCGAUUACACUCCACGGAGACUGGAUUUUCUCUGGGUGCGAUGGUUCCAGUACGUCGGAGAUUCGACAAAUUGGAGCCAACACAAGCUCGACACUGUUGAAUUUCCCCCGAUGGCAGACGAAGAGACUUUCAGAUUCAUCGAUCCGGAUGACGUUCUACGUGCCUGUCAUAUUAUUCCAACCUUCAAAGGAGGGAAGAUUCAUGCGGAUGAGAUUGGUCUCUCACACUGUGCUAACGAUGCGGAAGAUUGGCGAUUUUACCAUGUUAAUAGAUUUGUUGAUUGGGACAUGCUGAUGCGCUACCAUCGAGGCUUAGGAAUAGGACAUGUUCACGCAGAUGGUCCUACGCCAAUUGUCUUGAGUGCCGUUUGCACAAAUCCUCUUGAAGGUUCCAACGACAUUUCCGACUCAGGAAUGAGCGUCGAUGUCGAGGGAGAUGGACUCUCGUCUGCUCCACCAGAUGGUAUCUUACAGGCUGAGGGGGAAGACUCCGAUGAUGACAACCUGGAGUUGACUCUUGAGAAUUUGGAGGAUGACAUGUGGGAUUCGGACAAGUCUGCCAUGCUGCACAAGUCGCGGUUGAAGGCCGCUUUGCACAACUGCAUUAGACGAUCCAUCGAAAAAGGCCUCUCACCUUCCCAUCCGGGCCUUGGUGACUGUACAUCCGAGCAUAGCGCAUGUCGCGAACAUCCAUCUUCUUCCACUGCCGAACAUGAUCACUUGCUUAGGGUUCUUUUUGCUGUUGGCCUUCCCAAUACUGCCUGCAUCAUCGCUGUUGAUGUAAAUGUCUGCAUGCUCCAGCGUGUGUCAGGGCAUUAUUUCAUCAUGUUGUACAUGAGCUAUCUGGAGUGUAAACGCAUCCUCGAUGCGCUCAAGAUUUAUCAGAGCGGCGGAAGAGAAUACCCAUAUAUCUACCAUUUAUCGCAGGGUUUUGUGUAUGAGGACAUGAUGCCCUUGUCCGACUCGGGCCGAGUUAACGGCGACAGAGUGCGCCGCAUUUAA
Molecule: messenger RNA, 1449 nt
Organism: Sparassis crispa
Lineage: Eukaryota; Fungi; Basidiomycota; Agaricomycetes; Polyporales; Sparassidaceae
Exons: 7
Coding region: 1-1449 (482 amino acids)
Source: RefSeq, a predicted model, not a curated record